Molecule: messenger RNA, 1874 nt
Organism: Cuscuta campestris
Lineage: Eukaryota; Viridiplantae; Streptophyta; Magnoliopsida; Solanales; Convolvulaceae
Source: the annotation of a GenBank genome assembly
CAGAUCAUUGACUUUUGGGUGGAGGAACAGCUACUGUGGGAGACGAGCUUUCUUCUCCAAUCAGACGGAGAGAAUUAACUGUGAUUUUUUCCUGUUCCAGAUUUCAGUUCCCACCGAGCUUUUCUGUUUCGGUUAGUAAAUGCAGAGACUGGGGGAGGCAAGUGGGCAAUUAAGCAUCUCAUCAACCUUUGACAGAUUUGCCCAAAACCCUUUCUGGCCACAAGUUGGCCGCGGCGGCCACACAGCCACACAUGCUCCUGGGGCCCACAGUUUGAUGUGCUGUCUCAACCAGCGACAUCACCAGCGUUUGAUCCUAGACAACAUUCAAUUCCCCCUUAUCUUAAUUGCGCCUUUAUCUUCUCUUGCCUCUUCUGUUUCGAAAAUUGAAUGUAGAAAAGGUGUUUGCUUGUUUGCCUGAGAGAGAUUUCUGAAGAAGAAGAAGAAGAAGAAGAUGAAGAUUCAGUGCGAUGUGUGCGAGAAGGCAACAGCCACAGUGAUAUGCUGUGCAGAUGAGGCCGCACUUUGCAGCAAGUGUGACAUUGAAGUUCAUGCUGCAAACAAGCUGGCCAGCAAGCACCAGAGGCUUCUUCUUCAGACCCUCUCCGACAAACUCCCUCAAUGUGACAUUUGCCAAGAGAAAGCAGCAUUUAUUUUCUGUGUUGAGGACAGAGCUCUCUUUUGCAAAGAAUGUGAUGAGCCAAUUCACUCAGUUAAUAGCCUGGCAGCGAACCACCAGCGGUUUCUGGCCACAGGAAUUCGGGUGGCGCUGAGUUCCAGCUGCAAGAAAGAUGCUCCAAAGGGGCAUUUGCAGGAUUCACAGCCACCCAAACCUACCACAAAGCAGAUUGCAGCUAAAAGUUCUUCUCAGCAAGUGUCUGCUUUUUCAUCGGCUUCCUGGUCCGUUGACGAAUUAAUUGGCUUUUCUGAUUACAAUCCCCCAGAGAAGAAAUUUCUGCAGGAGCAGCAGCUUGAGCUUGACGAGCUUGAAUGGUUAACCAAUAUGGGCCUCUUUAGAGAACACGAGGUGCCACAACUAUCUGCACCACCACCACCACCACAACCACCUUCGAGCAACAUGAACACAAACAAGUCAGCCAAAUUCUACAUGGCUCAGAAGAGGGCGAGAAUGGAUGAUCACGAUUUCUUUACUGUCCCUGAUCUUGGUUGAAUCCAACUUUUUUACUCUUCGAAGCUUUGUUCGCCUGACUUGUGUAUGUUUUGGGAGUGGUUGAAGUGUGCAUCUUCCAAACCCGCAUUCUGUACUGUAUUAUAAGGGACAAGUAUCGACAAUCCAGCAGCUGGAAUGCACGACAGAAUGCGGUUUUGGAAUAGAACAUCACACUAUGAUUCUUGCUAGCUGGUUAUGGUUAUUUGGGUGCAAUUCCUAGUCUUCUGUUAGAUUAAGUUAUAUUCACUUCUCUCUUUGUUGGGUAUUGUUUGUAAGACGAUGGCAAAAUAGGUCCCCUUUUCUUUGUAAAAUUAGGUUUGGUAUGAAGAAACAGUACAAUCCAAUUGGUUUGUGUUGUGUUAAUUAAAGCUGAGGUUAAAAUAGAAAGAAUAAAAAGUAAAUUAGCAAGAAUCCACCUGUCGGGCUAUAUCCAAAAUCAACAGAUGCAUAGAAACAUCUGUGGAUUUAGGCAAAUUUUUAAGUACAAUUAAAUUAAUGGAUAUCAAAUUUACAAUAGAAGCAAUUCUUUGUUGAUUGCAGAGAGUGGCGGAUCUAGGACAACAUAUCACUGGGGGCACCAUUGAAAAAGAAUAGCAGCAAGAGCAAGACGGGGUUUAGAGGCAACACAUCUACAAAUUUUUUUAAUGCAAUGUAAUUCUUCCGCCUUGAAGUAUUUAUCUAGUUUGAAUCAAAAAAGUUAAUUUGA